Molecule: messenger RNA, 1361 nt
Organism: Oncorhynchus nerka (sockeye salmon)
Lineage: Eukaryota; Metazoa; Chordata; Actinopteri; Salmoniformes; Salmonidae
Product: NLR family member X1-like
Exons: 2
Coding region: 775-1278 (167 amino acids)
Source: RefSeq, a predicted model, not a curated record
CUUUGGUUGUGGUUGUAAAAAAAAAAGAAGCAUGGUGUUACUUCAUCAAGACCUGCAACAUGGAGUUUAAUCUGUGUUCAAGCUUUUAAUCUGGAGUUCACAAGUUUAAAAGGAGUGUAAUCUGUGUUUUUUAUUAUAUUUUAUUGUUCUAUUGACAGUACCUGGAGGUUCGUGGUUUGCAGGCUAACACGUGUGUGGGCAUGUGUUUGUGAUAGCUGUGUAUACUUUUUUUCUCUCUGUUGUCUCCAGUUUAAUAGCCUGGGUCCUGAGUCCUGCAUUCUCCUGAAAGAUAUACUACUUAACCCCAACAGUACUAUUAGUUCUCUACAGUAAGACGCUGACUCUUUACCAGGUUUAUGGCCUUAUUGCCUUUUCUAUGGCUCAAAAGGUAGACAAUGGUAAUAAUAAUAUUGACUCAUCAAUGGAAUUUACAACUUCAGUAUAAUUAAAGCUUUAAAUAAAUAUUGCCUUAUUUAUUCAUUUGCUUUGGUCAGAAAGUGGCAAUUUCUCUAAUGUAAGAACUUGCACACAUUACACUUCAAAUAAGAUGUUUAAUGUAUGAAGAUGGACAACUUGUCCAAACGAGUGUUGGUCUAAUGUCUAACUAACAGAUAUGCUGUUUCAACCAGUCUUCACUUGUCCAGUCUGAAUGCUGAUACAGUGCCCUGUGACUGUCCCUCUGUAGCCUGUGUUAUAACCCCCUGUUGAAGUCCAGGGCUCGCUGUCUGCUGGACACCCUGCCAGGGAACCAGUCUCUCAGGACAGCUGUCCCUGAUGCACAUGGGCGAUACAGGGGCCCGCGAGCUUGCCGAGAGGCUCAACAAGCACACUGGCCUGCAGGAGCUCAACGUGGCCUACAACAACAUCGGGGACAACGCUGCUCUGACCCUGGUGUACGCCUGCAGUGAGCACCUGAGCAUCCACACUUUGCACUUGUACCUGAAUCCUCUCAGCAACGUGGGGAAACAGUCCCUGUACGUACGAGAAGUCCCACUGGAGCAGGGAGGUACGAGGCGGCGUGUGAAGGUGCUGGCCUCGGUCACCGAAUUCUCAGACAUCUCGGAGGACUGGCACCCCAUCCUGAGCGUCACCAGUAAGAACGCCUCGUCCUGGGAGCGGGAACUCGUCUGGGAACAGCUGCAGAUCUUCCACCGGGACCUGGAGUGGGGGCAGGCAGCAGGCGCCAAGCUUCUGGGAAACGAUGCACUUCCGCAGGGUGGAGAACGGCGUCAGGCAGACCCUGCAGAUGCUACUGAAGAAGAUCCCGAUAGGGACUGACGAGAGUGCCAAAUAAUGGAAAAGCAAUGUUUGGGGAUUUUAACAUGAGCCAUGAUCCUUCAUUUUGUUUGACUGUAUCUGUU